AGUGUUAUUAGUCAUUUAUUUUUGUGAGGUUAAAUAUAUGAAGGAUUUUUUCAAUAAAAGAGAAAAUGAGGAACAUGAGUUUUUAUACAGUUCUGUUACAAUGUGCAUUAGUUUUUAGUGUUUUGAAGUUUACAACUGCUAACCUAACUGUGGAAAAUCUGUAUUCUAUGUUAGCUGGUAAAAUACAUGUGAUAAAUGAUGAAAUGUCCAUGUUACGACAAAUUCUAAUGUCAACCAAGUCUGAACUGACAUCAACCAAAGCUGACCUGAUUUCAACACAGGCUAAACUAAAGUCCACACAAGCUGAAGUGGAGAACAUAAAAUUACAGUGUGGGCUUUCUACUAGAACCACCACAGAUCCAGUAUCUUCGGUCAGGCGAACUAAAAACUCUACAACCACGUCACCAGAAGAGAAGACAACCACGUCACCAGAAGAGAAGACAACCACGUCACCAGAAGAGAAGACAACCACGUCACCAGAAGAGAAGACAACCACGUCACCAGAAGAGAAGACAACCACGUCACCAGAAGAGAAGACUUGUUGUCAAGUUGUUAAAACUGCCAUCAUGAGAAUGAAAGUAGUCCAGAGACGGACAAAGCAAGACUUAGAAAACUUAAUUGAGAACAAAGUAGGUUCCUUGAAUGAAGAUAUAGCAAGUAACACUAAAGGAAUAAGGUCAUUGGAAUCUGAUAUAAAUGAACUGGCUGUGGACUUUGUUGGUUUAAAGAACAACAGUGAUAGAAACCUGGUGAAAACUGAACAAGGUGUAAAAGUGCUAACUGAAAAGAUGACAAGUUACAACAUGGCAAUGAAGAAAGAUAUGACAAUAUUUAAUGUUGAUGUUAGUGUUUUAACUAAAAACUUAAACAACCUAACACAACAAGUGAGAAAUGAGAUGAAAGGAGAGUUAGAACAACUAUCAAAUGACUUCCAUGUUUUAUCCAACAAUCAUACAAUACUUGCUGAGACAGUCAAAGACCAGACGUCAACCAUCACCAAGAUGAUAAAAACUGAAAUAGACAAGGCUGAACACUGCCAAUCUGGAACAGUUACACUUUGGAAGCGUUAUAGCCACAGUAUUCCUUCUACAGUCACAAUUGUAUUCAAGAAACCAUUUAAAAACAAGCCUGCAUUUACCGUAGGAGCUUCAGCAUUUGACUUUGAUAGCAACACAAAUUUAAGACUAACGCUUGAUAUACAUGAAUUAUCUAGCACACAAGCAAAAGUGUAUGUAAAUGUAUGGCAUAAAACUAUAGUCUAUGGUGCUGGUUUUAACUGGAUGGCUUGUCCAACUUAACUGUUAACAAACAAUUAUUCACACGCACUGAAUAUCGCGAAAAAUAGAUUUGCUAAAUUUUACUUCAAUAUGAUACUGGGAAUUCUGUGGUUUCUGUAACUUCCUAUUUUAAAUUUGCUGACAGUCAUAUAUGUUAUAUGUUGUGAUACCUAUAUUUGGCUAUAUAUCAAUGUAUCAAAUACUAAUAUUUGAUAUUCUAUGUUAUUUUACAUUAAAUGUAUUAAAAAUACAUGUACAUCAAAAAUCUUUAGUGACACAGUGAGCAAACAUAUAUUUGUUUGUUGAACUGAUUGUCCAUUAAAAUAAGAUAAUUCACAUCUUGUAUAUAGGUAUACAAACAUAGGCAAUAUUAAUAAGCUGAGACGACACUUUAAGUGUGAAAUACUUACCUGUUAACAUCAAUAGGAAAGUUGAAAACAAACUUUCACUUAUAAAAAAACAAUCAAUCUCAGACUUAAGAGUGGUCUGGCUUUGCUAGCAUAAAAACACAAAAAAAAGAAGCAUGUACAACAAUGCUAAAAUUAGAUACAUUAUACGCAAAGAUAACCUGAUAUAGGGAAUGUAUAUGCUUAUCAUCAUUUUUGUUAUCAUCAUUUUUGUUAUCAUCACUGCUAUGAUAUUUGACAAUGACAAUUUUUUUAUUUGUAUUUUUGCCUCAAGACCAUGCAUAUUAACAUACAUGUACAAACACAACUUUUUAUAAAUUGUACAUAACAUGAGAUAUAUACUCAGAGAAUAAAGUUUAGUCAGUACGCAAACUUUUUAGUUUAUAUUUAUUACACUACUUGUAAAUAGUAAAAACAGUUACUCACAAUAAAAUUCAUUUAAUAUCAAAUACAUCUUAACAAUUUCAACAAAACAAACGUCAUUUACUAUGGAUAUUUCACGUAGGUGACAAAGUCAAAAUUCUCAAAAAUGUCAGUAUCUCGUGUGUCCGCCUCUUGCCUGGAUAACAGAGAAACAACGUUGCCUGAUACUGUUAAUGAGUCGUCUGAUGACGCUUAAGGGUGUGUGCGCCCAUUCCUCGUACAAGGCACGCUCGAGGUCAUUAACGUUGUUGACAUCUUCCAUUCACGCAAUCUACGGCCAAGAUGGUCCCACAUGUGCUAAAUAGGUGACAGAUCUGGUGAUCUGGAAGGCCAUUCGAGCGUGUUAAUGUUGUUUGCUGCCAGGACGUUAUGUGUGUAAAGAGCAGUAUGACAACGUGCAUGAUCCUGCUAAAAAACGUCAGCAUCACCGUUGUGUAUGUAAGGUACAACAGCAGGCAGGAUGAUGUCAGCACAAUAGCGCACGGCAUUAAGGUAUCCUCAAACAAUUUUCAGUUCAGUUUUACCUUCAUAUGAUAUUCCGCCCAAGACCAUGACACCUCCGCCACCAUAACCGUCACAUUCAACAACGUUGGCAGGAUCUAGCCAUUCACCACCACGACGCCAUACGCGAACCCUACCAUCGGCCCAAGUAAGGUUAAACUUGGAUUCGUCAGUGAAGACAACUCUUUUCCUUCGUUGCCUUACCCAACGGCUGUGUCGACGUGCCCAAUCAAAGCGUGCGACUUGGUGACGUUGCGUAAGGGGAACACCUUUGUAUGGUCGUCGAGCUCGUAGUCUAGCGGCCCUGAGUCUGUUUCUGGCAUUAUAAAUGGAUAUUCUGAGAUACUGCACUAGUUUUGUCCCGGGCAUUAAGCGGUGACGCGGGAUGAUGUCACUAUGUACCUAUCUUCCCUUGGUGUUGUUAUGCACAGUCUCCCUGACCGUGGCCGAUCAUUAACACUGCCUGUCUGUCGUACACGCUGUUGCAGACGAUAAAUAGUCUGUUCAUUGCAACCAAAAUGACGUGUGACAUUAGAAGCCAUGCACCUCCUUCCAACAAUCCCAACAUGAUAUUCAUAUCAUUUAUAGACAAGCAAGGACGGCGCCCCAUGUUAUCCAUCUCUGAUUUUACACCGGUUUAUUUAACUGACCACAAUAAACUAUCAAUACUACACAAUGUAUGACAAAAUGACCAUGUGGCAUACCCGAGCACGUGCACCUUGUGCAUUUUCGAAUAUUGGUCAAUACGGUACAACGAUUAUAGAGUUGGUGAUAAAAUUGUUACAUACAUAGCCGCCAAGUAUUACCCUGGACGUAUAUGAAGUUAAACAGCGGGAUAUGUCAUAUUGUCAAUUUGCGAGGCAUACAUAAAUACUGACUAAACUUUUUCUUUUGAGUGUAUAUACAAAUAAUUGUUGAACCUCUUAAUGUCAUAUACUAGUAUGGUAAAACCCCUAUAUAAGUAUCAAUAUUUGUAAAACCCAUAAUUAUAUAAGUAUCAAUAUUUGUAAAACCCAUAUAUAAGUAUCAAUAUUUGUAACAUCCAUAUAUAAGUAUCAAUAUUUCAACUAGGAUACCAUUGUCACCAACUGGUAUUAUACAGAUGUCAGUUGCAAUUUAGGACAAGUGUAAUAUAUAUAUAAUUAAAAGCCCCUCACACACAAUUUGUUGGGCUAGUAUUUCUAUGCGCAAAAUGAUCAGGAGAUGUAAUAGGGCAUUUUGGCAUAUAUAUAUAAAGCUUGUAAUAACCUAGCCCCAUUUUAUACAUCUGAAAUUUUGACUUUUUCAAGCAAUGAAAUUCACAAUUUAAAGAUCAGCAUCACAUAAAGACAUAGUUAUACCUAAACAUCACUCAAACUAUGGUAAAAAAUACUUUUUGUUACAAUGGUGCAAAGAUUUGGAAUAGAAUACCUCUUAAUAUCCAUCCUUCUAAUUCUCUGACAUCUUUUAAAAAUAAGUAUAAACAAGAACGUGUUUGUUAAACACAAAUGCUCCGAUUCUUGUCAGUAGCAAUAUUUCAAAAAAUGUUUACCCAUUCACUCAGUUAUGGACAGAAAUAUUGCCAAAAAAUUGUAAACACAAGUUAUAUAGCUUGACAGAGUCAUGGCAUUUUGUAAUUAUGAAAUAUAUAAGUUGCUAAGUCAUUGCUAUGACUUGUGAAGUGAUAAAUAUUCAACUUUAUCAAAUAUAUAUAAAUGUAAGAAAUCUAUACUUGGCACCCUUGACCUUGACCCACUGACGCCUAUAGAAUAUCAUGCAAGUUAUCUUCCAACCAAAUAUGAAAUACACCUGUCAAUAAAUAAAGGCUGUAUGGGCAAAAAUGUUAAAAUCUAUUUUGAGCAUUGAUGACCUUGUUCAAACUCACCCCUGACUCCAUCCAAAGGAAGAAUACCAUGCAAGUUAUCUUCCAACCAAAUAUGAAAUAAAUCUGUCAAUAAAUAAAGGCUGUAUGGGCAAAAGU
Molecule: messenger RNA, 4568 nt
Organism: Ruditapes philippinarum (Manila clam)
Lineage: Eukaryota; Metazoa; Mollusca; Bivalvia; Venerida; Veneridae
Product: probable transcription-associated protein 1
Exons: 3
Coding region: 66-1298 (410 amino acids)
Biological process (GO): cell adhesion
Molecular function (GO): carbohydrate binding
Source: RefSeq, a predicted model, not a curated record